Messenger RNA from Penicillium subrubescens, 564 nucleotides. RefSeq lists its product as uncharacterized. The record is from RefSeq and is a predicted model, not a curated record. Lineage: Eukaryota; Fungi; Ascomycota; Eurotiomycetes; Eurotiales; Aspergillaceae. Gene Ontology annotation, biological process: protein secretion. Bases 48 to 248 code for a protein of 66 amino acids. The transcript has 2 exons.
CGUAGCCCCGACACUAAUACCUCCACGCCCAAGCAAAGUCUACCAAGAUGACCGUUUACCUUCUCUCAAAAAUCGGUGACCCCAUCUUCGCCGUAACAAUGGGCAUCGCAGCCUCCCUCUCCCGCAUCCGCCGCGAACAAAUCGAGCAGAAUCCCGAGAAAGCAUCGGAGAUUGGAUACGGGACUGUUGUGUCAUUGGGGCAACGGCGGUUGCAGAGGUGGUGGAAUGGGGAUUUUAAGGAUCUUUGAAUGGAUUGAUAUGCACUACACUGUCGCAUAGGAAAGUAGCGCUCUUUGGGUGCGGAUCGCAAGGACUGGACUACACUACACUACACUGCAUAUAUUUCCCAUCCUGGUCUGGGGUUGAUAUUUGGGAAUUUGGGGUUUUGGUGUUACUCUGUAUUUUGCUGGAUUAUGGGCCGAGGUUUAAUUGAUUGAUUGAUUGAUACCUAAAUGUUGAAGCGAAGCUUUCGCUAUUCAGAUUUCUCAUGGCAGUUUGACAAAAGCAUAUUGCAAGCUAGAUAUAACACCAAAUGAGAGGGGGUAGUCUCGGUUGAGCUUGGCU